Messenger RNA from Sodiomyces alkalinus F11, 1725 nucleotides. RefSeq names its product P-loop containing nucleoside triphosphate hydrolase protein. Gene Ontology annotation, biological process: tRNA methylation; tRNA wobble uridine modification. The record is from RefSeq and is a predicted model, not a curated record. The transcript has 2 exons. Lineage: Eukaryota; Fungi; Ascomycota; Sordariomycetes; Glomerellales; Plectosphaerellaceae. Gene Ontology annotation, cellular component: mitochondrion; cytoplasm. The coding region runs from base 1 to 1725 and encodes 574 amino acids. Gene Ontology annotation, molecular function: GTP binding; GTPase activity; protein binding.
AUGAGCAUCGCAUCAAACUCUAUACCCGGAGUAUCUUCGAAUUCUAGACAAACUAGACGGGUUGCUUCAAAGACGACGGCAACAUGGGCAGUUCGUUUUCUAGUAGGAACAUUAAGAGGAACACGGGCUGCACCAUCGUCAACAUAUUCUCUGCGGAACUAUAGACGCAAUUAUUCAACGCUCCCGGCCAAGCAGAGCUUCGCCGAGGACACUAUAUAUGCUUUAUCUACGGCCCAGGGACGGGCUGGCAUCGCCAUAAUCCGUAUUUCAGGUCCAGCUUGCCUCGACAUCUAUCGGAGCCUCUGCCCAUCCAAGGCGCCGCUCAAGCCCCGUUAUGCCACUCUUCGGACUCUCAUCGACAGUCAUGCGCAAGACGGCCCGAAUGUCCUCGAUUCUGACGCCAUCGUGCUCUACUUUCCGGCCCCGAAGACCGUGACGGGCGAAGAUGUACUGGAACUGCACGUCCACGGCGGCCCAGCCACCAUCAAGGCCGUACUAGCCGCCAUCCCCAAGUGCGCCGAGGGCGUCCGCUACGCCGAACCGGGCGAAUUCACCCGCCGCGCCUUCCUCAACGACCGCCUCGACCUAGCCCAGGUCGAGAGCCUGGCCGACACCCUCUCCGCCGACACGGAGCAGCAACGCCGCGCCGCCGUCCGCGGCACCUCGGGCGCCCUGGGCCGCACCUACGAGUCGUGGCGCGCCCAACUACUGCUGGCGCGCGGCGAGAUCGAGGCCCUGAUCGACUUCUCCGAAGACCAGCACUUCGACGAGCCCCCCGCCGAGCUCCUCCGGAACGUCACCGCCCUCGUGGACGGCAUGCUGCGCGGCAUCCGCCACCACGAGGCCGCCAGCGCGCGCGGGGAGCUGCUGCGCGGCGGCAUCCGCAUCGCCCUCGUGGGCCCGCCCAACGUGGGGAAGAGCUCGCUCAUGAACCUCGUCGUCGGGCGCGAGGCGUCCAUCGUCUCCGUCGAGGCGGGCACCACGCGCGAUAUCGUCGAGGUGAGCCUCGACAUUCGCGGGUACCUGUGCUCCUUCGCCGACACGGCCGGGUUCAGGGGCGGGUCGUCAUCCUCAUCCGGAUCGGGCGCCGCCGAGCCGAUCGGUAUCGUUGAGGAAGAGGGCAUCCGUCGCGCGAAGCAGAAGGCGCUCGAAUCCGACCUUGUCGUCGUGCUGGCCGCCGUCGAGCCGACUGUCGAAGGCGGGUUCGGCAUCGCGUACGACGAAGAGACACUGGAAAUUGCGGCGCAGGCGCCGGAGUCCCUUUUGGUGGUCAACAAGCGGGACGCCGUGGAUGAGACGACGUUCUUUGCCCUUCUUGAGAAGUUCCGUGCCGUCGUACGUGCUCGAGCGCCGGCGCUGGAGAAGACCGAAGUGAUGGCCAUAUCGUGCAAAGAGGCCCAGGCCGGCUCGUCGGUGGACAGUGGCGGCGUGCACGCGUUGACCGACGAACUGGCAGGCUCGUUUGCCGGCAUGACGUCCAUGCCUGCCGACAUGCAAGAUCUUCUGGGUGUCACCGAAAGGCAAAGGCAACUGCUGGAGCAAUGCCGGAACUGGCUCGAGGAGUAUCGCAGGGUGACGCAGCCAUCGGACCAAGCAGAGGAGGAGCCGGACAUUGUACUUGCGGCGGAGUACCUGAGAUAUGCUGCCGACUGUCUCGCCAAGAUCACGGGCCGAGGAGAGUCUGGUGAUGUUGAGGAGGUACUAGGAGUUAUAUUCGAAAAGUAA